Dovyalis caffra is the source of this 183-nucleotide messenger RNA. Lineage: Eukaryota; Viridiplantae; Streptophyta; Magnoliopsida; Malpighiales; Salicaceae. The record is from the annotation of a GenBank genome assembly.
AAUACCAAGAGAAUAUCCACACUAAAAGGAAAAGGAAGCAAAGACGUCGCCUCUCGUCGUUCACCACCUCAAUCCUCGACAGAAACACGCCCUUCUCUACCAGGAUUGUCCGGAAAGGACGAUUGCAAUGCCACUAGAGCGAACAGCUCACGACUCCACAUGCCAUGCACGGUUCUGAGUUAG